Molecule: messenger RNA, 2917 nt
Organism: Drosophila sulfurigaster albostrigata
Lineage: Eukaryota; Metazoa; Arthropoda; Insecta; Diptera; Drosophilidae
Gene: dcma
Exons: 6
Coding region: 497-1177 (226 amino acids)
Biological process (GO): G protein-coupled receptor signaling pathway
Cellular component (GO): neuron projection
Source: RefSeq, a predicted model, not a curated record
CGUUGAGACGAGAGCACACGCGACGCGCAUGUUCAAAAAAGAAUAUAUUUUGUUGAAAGAAAUUGUCGAGCGAAAGUCGGAAACGAAAACACGAAGCACAUUCGCUCACACGUUGCGUAUACGCGCCGUGCGCCGUGGUCAGCAUAGACACACUACAUCAGUGCAUUUGAGUAAAUAAAAUGGUGGAAUGAAAUUCACGUGAUGCGAUUUGAAUUAUUCGACUCUGAGUGCAACAAGCAGCAAUUUGUGUACUCCGCUUGCAACGACAUCAGAGUGUAAAGUGCGGAGUCUGUGCAGUGUCAAUGCCAUAGCUAUUGUUGCCAUUGGGAACUGCGGGGGAAACGUGAGGUCGCAUCAGGAUCCGCAAAUGCAUCCGCAUCCGGCUUGAUUGAUGGAUUGUGCAAUUUAGCCGGCAAUACAGCGACGAUAAUCCAAAUAGCACUGAGAACUGAGCACAUUCGUGACUUAUGUGUGAGGAGUCUGUGAAUGCAACAACAUGUUGACGACACAUCACCUGCAUCAUUUGCAUCAUCAUCGCGGCAGCACGGCUAUCGAAUUGGACAAGAUUACGAAUUUGAACACGCUCAUCGUGGAGAUCAACAGCCAUGUGGCGCUCUUUCGCGAUAUGCUGAUACACGUUGGCCAGGCCAAGGACUGUCCGGAGCUGCGCGAGAAGAUUCGCAAAUUGCGACGCACCUGCGUGGAGGCAUUCAAGCAUACGGCACAGAUACUCAUGCCACAGGUCAAGAGUGCCAUGGCCGAUGGCAUUCUCACGGACAAUCCGCACUUGGUGCUGCUCUUCUACAUGGCCCAGUUGUUUCUCCGGGAGCUUGUGAAAAGUUAUCGCCUCAUCCAAGUGGUGCCAAUGGAUAUGUCUGGCUAUUACGAGAAUCGUGCGGGGCCGUCGAAUUUGGGCAAUGUUAUAAGCCAGAUAUUGCUGUGCAAGCAAAUAACGCCGGACUUCAAUGAGGAGGAAUUAUGCAGCAUAACAAAGGACUCGCAGGAUAUUGCCAUGCUGUUAUCGGAGAUGCAGGAGUACAUGCCACAGCAUGAGGCAUAUUUGGAGCGAAACGCUGCGCUGGACACGAAUGGACCUUGGCAGGCAAAGAGGCGACAGAAUUACAUAUGCAAGAACAUGAGUCUGCUCUGCUGUGUCUCCAGGCCUAAUUAUCUCUGAGACGAGGCCGAAAUUGUUUAAUCUCUCUCCCUCACACAGACACACACACACACACACACACACACUACUUAUAUCAAUUACUAGUGUUUAAGUUAAGCCUACUAAAUAACUAAAAUAAACGAGAUUUUAGAGCCUAAGCAGAAUGAACAACUCAAUUAGCAUUGUAAAAUACUCGGAAUCAAAGGUCAAAGGUCUAGACACAAACUAAUUUAUAUAUACAUAUAUAUAGUAUCUAUGUUUAGGCAAGUUGUGUAUAAUGAAAAUAAUCAAAGUUAGUUAUGCUGCAUGAUACAAUACUUAAUCUCAAUUCUGGGUGAAAUAAUCAGUUCAAAGUCUUCACAUUUCGAUUAUCGAUUAUGCAAAGACUUCUUCAAAAAAAUGUAUGUACUAAUUGUAUAGAGCAAAUGUUAAGAACUAACUAGAGUCAAAAAAGCACAUUACCAUUGAGUUAACAUUAAGCUGGGGAAAGAGGGAAAUAAACGAGGGGAGGGUAAGCAUGGUAAUUAAGUUAAAAGCCUGCCUUGGGCAUGUGUUAAAACAAAAAGCAAUAAUACAAACUGUUGUUAACUCACACACACAAAAACACAAACACACAUGUAACGAUAAAUGUAUCUACGAUGUCCUUAGGUUUCUGUUAGUUUAUUUGAAAGACAACAACAACAACAACUCGAAAAGUUGAACUGUGCGCAGUACCUAAAGAAAAAACGAGCAACAUGUGACCAAUAAAAAUAAUCGUAAAAGCAGUGAAUGAAAUAAAUCGAAAUUGAAUUACAUUCGAGUCCGUUACGUUUUAAAUCCUUAAAUAGUAGAACAUUUCCAAUAAUAAAAUAAUUAAAUAUAUAAAACAAUCAAAUAGAUAUAUUAUAUAUAUUCGAAAGCACGACAAUUAAAAACACAACACACACACACAACGCACUUUUAGUCAUUGCAAAUUUAAUGAAUUUAAUUCGUAAUUUAAACAAUUUGUCACACUCCAAUGCAUAUUUCCAUUUAUUUCUGUAGCAAAAAGCAAAUGAAUCAAUUUAUUCAUUACGAGGGCCAAAAUAAAUAUUUAAUUAUUUAUAAGAAUUUCACUUUGCGUUUGCAAAUUUAACGAAAUAAUAAUAACAUUUUAAAUAUGCGCUUUUGUUCAAUGAUUACAACCAGCGAAAUUCAAUAGAAACUCGACUACUAAAUGAAACCUCGCAUUCAUUCUGGUUUAAAUAAUUAAAUAUUAAUCAAAUGACAGCACAGUAAACAUUAUUUUUUUCGCUUUGUACUUUUACAAAAUAUUUAAACGAGAUAAUCAAAUCAGUUUGAAGAGCGAGUCAACAAUAGAAUUGAAAAGAUUUUAGACACAAUAAUAACAAACACUUGUCAUUUAUUUAGUAUUAAUUCGAAUUACGCCUAAGUCGAAGAAACACCAAAAGUAAAUAUUUAUAUGGAUAUAUUUAUAGAGAAAUUGAUAGAAAGUUCAUUGCAAAUUACUUGAAUAAAUAAAUAAAGAAAUAUAAUCGUACGUGUAUAGAUAUGUAUAUCCCUAGCACAGUAACAAAAAAAAAAAGAAAAAAAGGAAUAAAGAUUGUUUAAUUAUAUAUAUUUACCACAUACAAAAAUACUAUAAAUGCAAACAUUCGUAUAAUUAAUAAUAAUAAUAAUACUACUAAACGUGAUUGUUAUAUGAUAUUCAUAUAAAACUUCAUUAAAUGUUUGUUCAUGUUAUUUGCAACUAAAAAAAAAAGAAAAGAAAAACUCUGAAAA